Messenger RNA from Harmonia axyridis, 4134 nucleotides. RefSeq lists its product as uncharacterized. The record is from RefSeq and is a predicted model, not a curated record. Gene Ontology annotation, molecular function: zinc ion binding. The transcript is spliced from 5 exons. Bases 114 to 4052 code for a protein of 1312 amino acids. Lineage: Eukaryota; Metazoa; Arthropoda; Insecta; Coleoptera; Coccinellidae.
UGGAAAAAUCAAUCAAUCAAAUUGACAGUAGUGAAAAUGUUAAACUGUUGAAAAAAUACUGAAAUUGUUUGUGUUUUGUGUGUGUUUAAAUUGUGAGUAAUAUAAAUUAUCCAAUGGAAGAACGUCUCUACUUAUUCGAGGUCCUCAUAGACAGUAUCUAUUUUGAUGAUUGCGUAUCGGAAAUUCCACAAAAGAAGCAAAUUGUUGUUAGUGUGAAAUUGGGAAAUAUUGUCACUUUAGAGAUACGAUCUGAGACCCUACCAAAUAGGGGUGAAGGUGGUAACAAACGCAUAGUCGAUUUCAAAUCCGGCAGAUCCUAUUUGGCACCCCUAUUGCAGGAAGAGCUGCUGCAGGCUCUGGACACUCAAGGUUUAGAGGUCACCGUCGGGGUUAGAGGGGACGUGGUGCCCUUGGGUACGUCGAGCGCACCAUGGGACGACUGCUUCAAGGAGAUGGUGCAGGCCUCCCACGAGGAGUUCGUCACUCCCGUCUCGAUAAACGAUGAUUUUUGUCUGAUAGAGAAUGGCGUGAUAAAGGGCAACGUCCAGAUGUUCUUGCGGUUGUCCUGCUUCGGAAAGAACAUCCAGACGCAUGUCGAGGUCCUGCAGGAGGGCGGAAACAGGCAGUUCCUGUUCAAGUCGCCCAACAUGGCUACGACAUUCAUUUGUUCCAAAUACGGUGCUGGAACUUCCACAGACUUCCUACCAGUCGGUGCGCUCUAUAAUGCAGGCAAUAUACAUAAAGGUGCAGCCUCUGGAACGAACAAGGCGGCAUCUUGGACAGCUAUGGUAGAUCAGCAAACUAGCUUCUUCGAGAAGCGAAGCUCCGUUCAAUCGGAAUGCCUGUUUCCGGAAUAUUUGAACAUAGUGCCGCCUGUCAAAGAUUCUGCAAUCACCUUCGAUAUUGUUUCCUUGAGAGCCAGACCAGAGGAGGAGAAGUUUCUGGACUUCUUGACCGGAAAGAAGUUUGGAGACAUCACGGAUUCGAUACAUUCAUUCUCAAUUGCAGAUGAGGAGGGCAACGAACGAAUCAUAUACUACUUUGACGAUAGCAAGAAAGACACCGCCGCCGGCACGAAGGAAUCCAAAGCUUGUCAAUGCCCUAAAACUCCAGUUUACUGCAAGCACGUCUACGCCGCCAUCGAGAAAUACGAGAAGACCCACCCCGAUAUUAUGGUAUUCGGGAAGAAAGUCAAAUACGAUAAACUACAGAAAAGCAAAGAAGCCUCCCUGGCAGAGAAGAGCGAUUCAAUAUUGAGGUUGAGAGGAGGGCACGACAAGGAAGAACCGUAUGUGCACAAGAAGACUAAAGGUUGCUACAACCCGUGCUGCAGAAUGGCUUUCAAACUGAGAUCUGUCGGUAAAAGUCAGGUGGAAGAAAAUAAUCCGGUAGAAACGAAAGAUGACUAUUUCUGCGCAGAUUUUUUCUGCCCCGAAAACAACAGGAGGAAUGUUGCCCUUCAAGUUAAAUUUUCCGAAGACGACGUGCCGUCUAGCUAUAUCUGUCGUAAUAGAUACUGCCCGGCAGCUAAGAUGUUCAAGAAAUUAGGACUUGGUCCGCUUGCUACGGAACGUUGCCAAGGUUGCCUGUAUGGUCCUGUUAGACCCCCUGUACAAUAUGGUCUCUCGCAAACAUACGGAACCUUCGAUACCUACGGGCCUUACGGGAUUUUCUUCAAAACUAACACCCCGUAUAUGCAAGGAGAAGGAAGAACUUUAUCCAAAAAGCGUCCAGUACUCAGAUUGAGAGGAGGAGGGGCGGAGUUUGACUCGUCAGAAUCAGAUCCAUCGAGAUUGAGAGGAGGAGCACCGUGGAAAUCACCGAUUGUUGAAUGUCAAGAGAUCAUGGAGCAAUUCGACAAAAUUCUGGGAGAGUACAGAACAGCCUUGGAGUCCGGGAAUAAAAAAGAAAGAGACAUCGAGGAAUAUAUGGAACCUUCAACAACGGCGAAUUGUGGACACCCGAGGUGCACUUACAUAUCCGAACCAGCGUUGAAACCAAUUCAUUGGGACUGUCCCGAACCUCUACCCAUUGGAAUUUGUAGAAAUCCCAAAUGUCCUUAUCUUCCCGAAGACUUGAAGAGAAUCGGAAGGAUACUGGCUUCUAGAGGCCACUAUCAGGAGGAAACGAAUACAAACUAUCAUACAGCAGCGAAGAGCACACCAGAAUUUACAAGACAAACAAAUUACUCUGGUCAACAAUGCCCAUUUUACAAUCCCCCAAAAAUCGUGAACAUGAUGCAGUUCUGCAACUUAUCCCUACCGAACAUGAAACAAUCUAAUUCUUGUUGCUCGAACCCGAACUGUCCUCUCAAAGGCAUCGUUUCCUCGUGUUCUAAUCCGGAUUGUCCUUUCGCUCAUGGAGUAAUGGGACAAGCUUGUUCUAAUCCCGACUGUCCGUUCAGACAGGCCAGUUUUUCAGCUCCGUGUUCUAACCCCGAUUGUCCUCUACGAAAAGGAGAUCUAUCCGAGCCCUGCUCUAAUCCCGAGUGUCCCUUCAAAGGAUCCAAUAUUUCUGAGGCUUGCUCGAAUCCCGACUGUCCUUUCAAGAAUGCGUCAACGCCCGGCGGUCGCGUAUCUGAAGAAAGUUGCCACAACCCAGACUGUCCUUUCAAAAAGAAAUCCGAGUCGGUGGAGGUCUGUGAGAAUCCAGAUUGUCCUUUCAAAACUAAAGAAAGUACCGCGCCGGUAUGGGCUGAUCUUUGCGACUUGACCACCGAAUGCAAAUGUAACAAUCCUAACUGUCCCGCUCAGAAGGAAAUUUGUAGCAAUCCAGAAUGUCCUUUCAACAUCGAGAAGCCGGAAGUUUGCGGAAACCCCAACUGUCCAUACAAAUCUCAACCAUCAGCCAAAAAGAAGGGAAUUUGCGGUUCGCUCACAAAAUCCUUCUGUGGGGAUAAAACCUGUCCUUUCCACGAAGGAGCAGGCGAAGAAAAAGAGGAGGGCGAGAAAGGGCAACAGUCCACAAUAGGAGGUGGCGACGGUCUCGCGAGUCACGUGAAGGAUGAAAAAAUAAAAGUUCAAGGUACGGCCAUCGAAGAAGGUGCACUCGAGAUUACCAAAGGAGACCGACCUUCUCAUUACGACAUGGUUCCUUGCACCUUAGCCACUUGUAAGUUUAUGGGUGGAAAGUUAAAAUGUGAAGAUUGCGCCACAUUGACGGAAGGAAGGAGGCACGCACCCUGUCCUAAAAUUUGUCCGGGAGAUGUGAAAUGUCCUCUUGCUAUCAGUGGCGUCAGUACACAUCAUAAAGACAUAAAGAAGCCGGAAACUACUAAGCGAGCUCUGAGGAAAGCCAGGAAACAGUUCGCUUACCAUUUCGGAGAUAAUUAUCCAGGGAUCCACAUGGGCCAUAAACAUUGUGUUAUUUCGCCGUUUAAUGUCCCUCCAAAAAUGGGCUGGUUGUGGAAUGUCCAUACUCCCUGCCUACAACUAAGGCAAAGAAAAGGUUGGAGACCUGGGGCCAUUGGCAAAACGAUCUUAGAAGCUAUCCAAGCCCAUCGUAGGGCACAGAACAUGGCCCCUCUAGAGGAGUUCACCAAGAGGAGGAGAAAGAAGAAAUUUGGUGGCGGUGAAGAAUCUGAAACUGAAAUGGUCCAUCCCAAACCCACACUUCAAAUAAAGAGAAAGGAGGGUGUAUACUACAUCACUAUGAAUCCACUAAAAGAUCCUAGAUCCCUGGUUCCAAACGAAAAUCCAUACAUGGAAACAACACCUUUACAAUUCCGAAUAAUGAAAGCAAAAGAGACCAAUGAAUACAAAUCUUGCGUCUGCAAUGAUCAAGGCAUAGUCUACGAACCAUCCGAGUCAUCUUCAGAUAGCGAGCUGGACAUUGAAUUCACACCGCCUGCUGGAAUCAUACGACCAGAGAGAUUCGUGAAGACAAAAGAUGUCAUUCAUAUCGACACUCAAUAUAACUCGAACGACAUCGUGUCAUCUUUCGAUAAAUUGAACAAAGGAAAGGGUAAAGACGACAACGGCAAAAAGCCAGAACAGGAAAACGGGAAAAAGAAGGGAAAGGGUGAUGGAAAGGACAAAAAGAAGAAGAAAUAAAAUGAGGAGAGAGACAACAACAUUUGAAUCUUGUGAAUCAUAACCAUAUACCAAUUUACGGAAAAUAAAGUUCUGGAAAAAU